AUGCUUCGUACCCGUCGUCUCGUGAUGCUCUCUCAUCGGAUACAGCCUUCUAGAGACGUGAAUAAACAUCGGUUACGCCUGUUUCUUGCUUCGAUGGACACGUUAUCUCUUUCCAUAAUCCCUCAACGUCGUUGGAGCUCGUCGGAGACGUUCAAUGAUGUUCAUUUCGAGUCAAAUAUGACCCGAAACAAGCUAUGGACGGAACUUGAUACAUUUCGUGAAACGGGUCAAUGGCGUCAAGCUCUCAAGUUAUUAGAUCGUGUGGAUAAAGAUGAGACAUUACCAUCCUUAGACUCGUCCAUGUAUGAACGUGCGAUUGCUGCUUGUGCACGUAUGGGGAAAGUCCAAGUUUUACCUGGUCUCUUGAACAAUAUGCACGUGGAUGAGCUGAUACCUACUAGUGCUACAAUUGAUUUUAUCAUUCAAGCAUACUUGGCAAAAGAACAUUGGGGUCUUAUUGUACACUUGGCUACGGAUGCGAUAUCCAUGGGUGUCCACUUGUCUCCUGCUGCUUUUUAUGCAAUCAUGGAAGCCUGUGGACAAGUAAAAGAUGGAGACAGUAUCGUUCACAUGAUGAAACAGCUUUGUGCUUCAGGUGAGACGGAACUUACGAUAAAUCACUACACUGCAGCUAUUCGAGCUGCUGGGAUAGCACAGAGAACGGAUAUAGCCAUGUCAUUGUUUGUGCAAAUGGAAGAACAGGACGGACUACGGGGCAAUUCAGAAGUGUUUAGUCAACUCAUUCGUUGUCAAGUACUGAAUGGAGAUUUAGAACAGGCACUGCAAAGCUUUGCUGCUGUCAUGCAACGUGGUUUAAGUCUGGAUGAAACAAUCUACACAUGCGCGAUCGAUGCGCUCGUGUCAAACGGCAAACAUUGGCAGGCUACGCGAUUGUUUGAGCAGAUGCUAGAGAGUGGUGAGAAACAUCCGACGAUCUUUUGUUUAGGUCGUGCAAUGCUUGCUUACACAGGUGCUAACCGAAGUCAACACGCCUGGGCCUGCUGGAAGAAGAUUGUUGAGAUUAAUGAGUCCAAUCCUGUUGCUAUGAAAUACGAUAAAAUUUUACAAGGAUUGACGCAUGCAAAGGACACGCAGCUUGCGGUAGAGGUAUUUGAUCACAUCCAAAAGAUGUUUAAACCUGGCCAGAUUCGCCACGGUGCUUACACGACAGCUAUUCGUGCCCACGGUAGACUGGGCAACACACAACGAGCGGUGGAUUUGUUCGACAAGUACGUCGAGAGCUGCAAGGGCACUCAUAGGACAUCACGCGUUGUUGGCAUCUACUUGGCUCUGUUCAAUGCGCUUUCGCGAGACACGAAGCGUGAUCCUGUACUAAACACACGUGAUGCGAAGCGUGCUUGGGAAAUUAUGACCGCUAACGUGCCAGUCGUGCUCCCACCUGCAUACGCCAGUCUUGCGGGAGUGUUUGCUAGUACCGGUGAUAUCGAGACGCUUGAGACUUUAAUUAAGCAUGCUGAGCAGAGCUGGGGUGCUACAGCUGAGUUGAUGCAUCGACAGGAAUUUGACGAGGAUGGUGACGAAACGGAAGCAGUUGCAGUGUUUGAUGGUGAUGACGUCGAGCACGGGAGCGACAAUGAUGUGCUGCUAUUUAACGGUGUGAUUAGUGGCUUGUGCAAGGCGCGUGACGACCGGACGGCGAAUAUUGAGGCUUACUUGGAGCUGAUGCUUUCACGAAGACUCCCAAUUACCGAUUCGAUUGUGCGUGCAACAACUGACGCUUGUGUGCGCUUUAAGAAUUGGAACUUGAUGGAGAAGCUGAUGACAAUGGUGGACGUGGAUGCAUUGAAAAGUCCUGAGGUUUGUGUGGGCGACACGGUGUCUAAGCUGCUUGAGGCGGGUAAAUGGAGUUUGGCUCGCCAGUGGUUGAUGUUCUCUCAUCGCCACGGAUUGCACCCUCCCAUACGUCGCAAAUUGGAUCUUUUGCGAGAAAUGUCUGAGAACAAGAGCAAGGAGUGGCGUAUUGCAUACACGUUGGCAAACGAAACUAUGUCAUUCCGUCGCCUCAUACAAAGCAACGUGGAUAGUGUUGCCGAUGCAGCUGAUGUGUGCAUGAACGCGAAUCGCACGGACUUGGUCGUAAAGCUUUUCGAUGCCGCUGCGGGACAUUCGUCACUGCGAUACUUCCGUAAUCACCAGUACCAGAUGCAAAAAAGCCAAGAUGCGUCACAGUCCUUGGAAACUGAUGUGGUGCCUGUGAUAGUCCCACUGCGUCUGUACAAAUACUCGAUUCUUGCGCUGCUACGCCAGCCCAAAGAUGAAGCAGCAGAUGUCGAUGAUAGCUGGCGGAUGACCAAAGCAGAGCGCAUCUGUAGGCAAAUGUUGCAGGUGCAUGGUAAACACUUGGAUGGUGAGGCCCUGUCUAUGGCUAUAUCGAUUAAGGCCACGGCUGGCGAUUACGACGAUGUAGGUGCUCUGUAUGAAUCUAUGCGCGCCCUUGGCCUGCAGCCCAACUCGUAUGCUCAAAACGCAGCAAUUACAGCGUUUUCACGUCAGCGUCGCAUAGAUCAAGUGCUUGCUAUUUGUGAUGAGCUUAAGUCUACCUUGGAUGAUAACGGUGACGUCAGGAGAGUCGAGCCUAACGUGGCCAGGUCUUUAUUGUUGUCGUUUGCACUAGCACAUGAAGAUGAUGCUCUUCGCGAUGCAGUGCAAAAUUUACCUGGAUGUACCAUGGAUAUAGCCUUGGAUGUUCUGGUGAAAAUCAAUCGGGUUGCAGAUUCAGUGGAAUUUUUUAACGAGAACGUGUCUUAUGAAAUGUUUGAAUCGCUUUUCCAUGAUCUAUGUCAGUCGGGUCACCCUGUUCUUGGCGCGACACUUUUGCUCAAGUUCACUCGUCUGCACGGAUUGACGAAAGUGCAUCCCAAUCGUGUGAUCCGCGUGACCAACGCUCUUGCCGAGACGGGAAACCUUGUUGAGGCAGAGAAACUGUUGCAAAUGUACUUGGAUGGAAGCAAAGGUGUUUCUCUGAAGCAGAUGCCAGCUUACUUUCAGCAGCAUACAAUGGAGAUGUUACUUUUUAUCUAUGGCGAAAUUGGCCAUUUCGAUGCUAUGCGUGCACUUUUUGAAAAGGAGCUGAUCGCUUUUCCGCUUGAGGUUGCUCACUAUGAGGCAGCAAUGGAGUACUGUGCACAGUCGCGUGAUGAGCUGGCGGGUGCGGUGGCUAGUCUGAAGUUGUUUGAGAUGCUGCGGACACAAGGAUUUAUCCAGCCGAGUGGCUACACAUAUCUGUUGACGCUACAGAGCUGUCUGCGCCUUGAGCGCUUGGAGUCCGCGAACGCCUCUGCUGUGAAGUCGACGGGUCAGAUCAUAUUGGGCGACGUGCAAGAGCACGGGUUUCAUAAGACAGUAGCUGAUGAGCUGACAAAGCAAGUUACGUCUGCGUUCAAACAGGUUGAGGACAAGAACCAAAAGGUGAUUCGUCGUAUUAGAAAGGAAGGUGGUUCAGUCGACACCAGCGUUAUGAGCCCAGAGGAGCUUGCGCGCAUCGCACUUUUCUGUCACCGCAACGGAAUGCCAAUCACGGUGGAACUAGCUGAUAAGUUGUUGAAACUGCACCUGCAUCUACCAGCCAUGCUAGCAAACGAGUUGGCCUUUGUGAAGCGCUCACUUCAAGACGGACUGGGUGUAGUAGCUGCUCUUGGCUCGCAGGUUGACGGUAUCCCAACGAAGCGGGUGACCAAGAAUAGGACUGUUACGAAAACGAAGCGCGUGGCUUCUACUUUCGCGCAACAGCAUGGUGACAGACGUCGGCGUAGCAAGAGCUAUCAGGCUGCCGUGCGCUCCGCCACUGAUGCGCGAUGGGGUGCGGUCCUCGAACCGAUCGCGACAAACAAGGAGUAA
Molecule: messenger RNA, 3858 nt
Organism: Peronospora belbahrii
Lineage: Eukaryota; Oomycota; Peronosporomycetes; Peronosporales; Peronosporaceae
Source: the annotation of a GenBank genome assembly